AUGAAGCAAGGCAUUUCACGUCGAAUAGUGCCACUUCUCACUAUGCAAGAGGAUGCGUAUCGAUCAAGGUCUGCCGAGAAGCGGCAACUAGGGCUUGCGAUAUGUGCGUAAAGGUGGGGGAAAGUGCGUGAGCCUGCAGCGUCGGCGUCCGCGUCCGCGUCACUUGAGCGAAGUGCUCAGCGGCACUCGUGACUGCGUUUGCGGCAUCGCAUGGCAUGGCAUGUCUGACGGGCGGACCGAUUCAGACUCACCACUCGGCCAAGUAUUCAGUCAGCAGGCGCGCACAGCUGACUUGGCCGGUCUAGCAGUCACGGACGGCUAUGGCCCGCGAGUACCGAGGCCGAGGCCGAUCGAUCUGGACCGACUUGACUUUGCUCCUAUAGUCGUGAGAGAGCUUGCUGUGUGGAGGUAGGUGAGCGAGUCUGUGGUCCACAAAGGUUGAUUAGGUGAGCCGAGCCAUGCCAUGCCAUCCGCAUCUGUUGCCUUGUGGCACGCAUCUGCGCACAUCUUUCCUGAAGUCACGAGUAUGAUUGAAGCAUGUCUCUGUGCGACCGGACAGCUUGGAGGUGAGCUCAGCUCGCACUGAGCUCUCGUGCCCACCUUUGUCCUUUGAACGACGAACAAGGAGCGCAUCUGGAGUCACGAGUCGUGAGUGGGAAAUGCGCACGAAUGCGCGGCCAAGUGGAAAUGUCAACGUGAUGUGAUGAUGACUCUUGCCGCAUUCAAUUCAGAUUUGGAUACAUAGCAAGUCAGUGGGCCGAUGAAGGAUUGCGCUUGUUGCGGGAUUCGGAGGUCCCGCGUACGUGGCGUUGUGUGCGGGACUGGGUUCGUCAUGAUGAGAAAUGAAUGACCGUACUCACACUCGGGACAAGAUAUCUUCUACGGGCCAAGGGGAAUCGAAUCCAAUUCACCUUGUGCCUAGAGCGCGACCCGUGGAUCACCUGUUCUCCAGCUGCGCAGAUGAGAGCGUCUUGCAUCGAGGCGAGGUAGCUUGCUGCUUGAGACAGGGCCGAAUCGAGCGCUUGCAAGGUUCACGAGUAAAACUGCUCGUAAGCGUGGUGCUCGUCAAUGAGGUGCGACAUGAAGACCAAUCCUUUGCAUGGGAUGGAAUGACAGCGGCAAUUUGAGUGGCGCUUGUGCAGGAGCCAUCAAAUUGGAGUCGAGCAAUCCGUUUGCGCGCGAGCUGAUGUGCUCUCUCAGGUGUCGAGAAGGCGAGCGAACGAGAAGGAUGAUCGCGAUGACUAGUCGCUAUUCCCAGUCACAAGUCUACAAUCAAGAAUGGCAGUUGCGAGUGCGAGUCUAGAGACGCUCUGACAGCCCUGACAUGCUGCGCCAAAAGAAAAGUGGAAGCCAUUGCGAUUGUAGUCACGACUGUACCUGACAAAGACAAGCAGACGCAGCUCGGAGAGACGCAAAUGGGACGCUUGACUUGCAAUUUGACCGCUCAAUGUGACUCUCAAUGUACCUGUGUCCACGCAUCAUAGAGUGUGUGGUGCAGUCCUGCAAUACAGACCACAACCUGAUUGGAUGGUGCACUCGCACAGUGGCCAGCACCAACAGCCUCUUCCGCGGUCAGAUGGCGUCAGGGACGAUGGAUGCAUCUGCAUUCGUCGAUGUCAGGCGUGCCACUCUUGUAACUGGGUGA
Ceraceosorus bombacis is the source of this 1645-nucleotide messenger RNA. NCBI's taxonomy places the organism in Eukaryota, Fungi, Basidiomycota, Exobasidiomycetes, Ceraceosorales, Ceraceosoraceae. The record is from the annotation of a GenBank genome assembly.